CUCAAAUAGAGGCUAAAGUAGGGAGGAAUGGCUGCUUACUGGUAAUACCAUUGACAUGAAAUCACUAUGUACCAAUUAGAUUUUGCAACAUCUUUUUUUGCUGUAGUUAUUAGAAUAUGAUUUCCUCUGAUAGAUAUUUGUUAUGAUCCACAGAUCAUGGAGUCAUCUGGUGCUCCCUCAGUAACCCUAAUAGUAGGCAGUGGCCUUUCAUGCUUGGCUUUGAUCACACUAGCAGUUGUCUAUGCAGCACUAUGGAGGUACAUCAGAUCUGAGAGGUCCAUAAUUCUAAUUAAUUUCUGCCUAUCUAUUAUAUCAUCAAAUAUUCUCAUAUUGGUUGGACAAACACAGACACAUAAUAAGAACAUUUGUACCACGACCACUGCAUUUUUACAUUUCUUCUUCUUAGCUUCCUUUUGUUGGGUUUUGACUGAAGCGUGGCAGUCAUACAUGGCUGUCACUGGAAAAAUUAGGACACGGCUCAUAAGGAAACGCUUUUUAUGCCUUGGAUGGGGUUUACCAGCAUUGGUCGUGGCCAUAUCAAUAGGUUUUACCAAGACUAAAGGCUAUGGAACCACUCAAUAUUGCUGGCUAUCUCUUGAAGGUGGACUUCUCUAUGCCUUUGUUGGACCUGCAGCUGCUGUUGUCCUGGUCAACAUGGUGAUUGGCAUCCUUGUGUUUAAUAAACUAGUUUCAAGAGAUGGAAUCCUAGAUAAAAAACUCAAACAUCGAGCAGGUCAGAUGAGUGAGCCUCAUAGCGGUUUGACGCUCAAAUGUGCCAAGUGUGGAGUAGUUUCAACAACAGCUUUGUCAGCCACCACCGCCAGUAAUGCCAUGGCAUCCCUGUGGAGUUCCUGUGUUGUUCUACCUCUCCUGGCUCUCACUUGGAUGUCUGCAGUUCUGGCAAUGACUGACAAGCGAUCCAUUUUAUUUCAGAUACUCUUUGCUGUAUUUGAUUCAUUGCAGGGGUUGGUCAUUGUCAUGGUUCACUGCAUUCUCCGAAGGGAGGUAAGAAACCACUUCCUGAUGUUGUCUUCCAAAUCUUCUAUUUCUAUGAAAUUUUACAACAACCCAGAAUGCUUCCUGAGCCGUGGUGGCGCAGUGACAGAUUUUGAAAAAGAUGUGGAUAUUGCUUGUCGGUCAGUUCUCCAUAAGGACAUUGGGCCAUGCCGAGCAGCUACGAUAACAGGCACCCUAUCUAGAAUCUCCCUGAAUGAUGAUGAAGAAGACAAGCCAGCCAACCCUGAAGGAAUGAACUAUUCCACAUUGCCUGGGAAUAUAAUUUCUAAAGUGAUCAUUCAGCAGUCGGGAGGCAUGCAUAUGCCCAUGAGCAUGAGUGAAUUAGCUAACCAGUGUCUUAAAAAAGACAACACUGAGCUACGGCGAACUGUCUAUUUAUGUACUGAUGACAACCUGAGAGGUGCAGACAUGGAUGUAGUCCACCCUCAGGACCGCAUGAUGGAGAGUGACUACAUUGUCAUGCCUCGAGGUUCAGUGAACACACAGGCAUCGCUGAAGGAUGACAGCAAGUUGAAUCUAGGCAUGGAGACCUUGCCUCACGAAAGGCUUUUGCACUACAAAGUUAAUCCUGAUUUUAGUAUGAACCCAAAUGUAAUGGACCAGUUCAGUAUGAGUUUAGAUCAACAUCUCCCCACCCAGGAACACAUGCAGAACUUGUCUUUUGAACCUCGUACAGCUGUAAAGAAUUUCAUAGCUUCCGAGAUGGACGAUAGCACAGGACUAGCAAGAAGCGAAACUGGAUCAACCAUAUCAAUGAGUUCUUUGGAGAGGAGAAAAUCACGUUAUUCUGACCUCGACUUUGAAAAGGUCAUGCAUACGAGGAAGAGACACAUGGAACUGUUUCAAGAAUUAAAUCAGAAAUUUCAGACACUAGACAGAUUUAGAGAUGUACCAAAAUCAGGAAGUAUGGAAAAUCCAGCGGGAAGCAGCAAGAGUCCCUGGGACAGUUUCAAAACCCCAAGCGAUUACCAACAUUAUACCACCAUCAACGUAUUAGAUUCAGAGGCAAAAGACGCUUUAGAACUAAGACCAGCAGAAUGGGAAAAGUGUCUGAACUUGCCUUUAGAUGUACAAGAAGGUGAUUUUCAAACCGAGGUUUAA
This is a messenger RNA of Protobothrops mucrosquamatus (brown spotted pit viper), 2118 nucleotides long. Its product is annotated as adhesion G protein-coupled receptor B3-like. Bases 157 to 2118 code for a protein of 653 amino acids. The transcript has 13 exons. Gene Ontology annotation, cellular component: membrane; postsynapse; synaptic cleft. Gene Ontology annotation, biological process: neuron remodeling; cell surface receptor signaling pathway; negative regulation of angiogenesis. NCBI's taxonomy places the organism in Eukaryota, Metazoa, Chordata, Lepidosauria, Squamata, Viperidae. Gene Ontology annotation, molecular function: G protein-coupled receptor activity. The record is from RefSeq and is a predicted model, not a curated record.